This is a messenger RNA of Silurus meridionalis, 5986 nucleotides long. RefSeq names its product solute carrier family 8 member 3 (gene slc8a3). The record is from RefSeq and is a predicted model, not a curated record. Gene Ontology annotation, cellular component: sarcolemma; postsynapse; axon. The coding region runs from base 133 to 2871 and encodes 912 amino acids. Gene Ontology annotation, biological process: calcium ion import across plasma membrane; sodium ion transmembrane transport; cell communication. The transcript is spliced from 9 exons. Gene Ontology annotation, molecular function: calcium:sodium antiporter activity. Lineage: Eukaryota; Metazoa; Chordata; Actinopteri; Siluriformes; Siluridae.
AGAGAGAGAGAGAGAGAGAGAGAGCGAGAGAGAGAUUCAGAGAGAAAAGACCGAAUCCAGAUACACACACUGGAUCCACAAACAGCCAGGUGCUGGAUCACAGAGGGAACAUUUUAGAGGAGGGAACGGUCCAUGGAGCGCUCAAGGACAACCGGCGUCUGCCUUUGGUUAGGCCUGGUCUCCGUGGCGACGGUCCUGAUGUGUGUUGAUGCCGGGGAUGUAAACGAGACUUGUUCAGAUGAGGCAUCGAAAUGCAAGCCAGGAAUCCUGUUGCCGAUCUGGUAUCCAGAGAACCCAUCGACUGGGGACAAAAUGGCCCGUGUGAUCGUCUACUUUGUGGCUAUGAUCUACAUGUUCCUUGGAGUGUCCAUUAUUGCUGACCGCUUCAUGGCUGCCAUCGAGGUCAUCACGUCUCAGGAGAGAGAGUUUGUGGUGAAGAGGGUGAAUGGGGAGACGAUGACUACAACAGUACGCAUUUGGAAUGAAACCGUAUCAAACCUUACACUGAUGGCUCUGGGCUCAUCUGCUCCUGAGAUCAUGCUCUCGGUGAUUGAGAUCUGUGGUCACGGGUUCCAUGCCGGAGAUCUGGGACCAUCCACUAUUGUAGGAAGCGCCGCCUUUAACAUGUUCGUCAUCAUUGGCAUUUGCGUGUCUGCAGUUCCAGAAGGUGAAGUGCGUAAGGUCAAGCACCUGCGAGUGUUCUUCGUGACAGCAGCAUGUAGCCUGUUUGCGUACGUGUGGCUCUACAUGAUUCUCGCUGUUUUCUCGCCCAAUGAGGUGCAGGUUUGGGAGGGGCUUAUUACACUUGCCUUCUUCCCCGCUUGUGUGAUCUUGGCUUGGGCUGCUGACCGCCGUCUGCUGUUUAACAAGUUCACGCACAAGACCUACAGAGCUGACAAUCACCGUGGCGUGAUUAUCGAGACAGAGGGCGAACGGUCCAAAGGCAUAGAAAUGGAUGGGAAAGUGCCAAACUCACACUUUCUGGAUGGUGGUGCUGCUACCAACCUGAUGGGUCUAACGGAAGGAAAAGAAAUGGAUGAAUCUCGUCGGGAAAUGAUCAGAAUUUUGAAGGACCUAAAGCAGAAACAUCCGGAAAAGGACCUGGAUCAGCUGGUGGAGAUGGCUAACUACUAUGCGCUGUCGCACCAGCAGAAGAGCAGAGCUUUCUAUCGCAUCCAGGCCACACGGAUGAUGACGGGUGCUGGGAACAUCCUGAAGAAGCAUGUCGCAGAGCAGGCAAAACGCAGCACCAGUAUACAGGAAGUGCAUGUUGAAGAGCCCGAAGACUUUGUGACUCGGAUCGGAUUUGAACCUGCUGCAUAUCAGUGCUUGGAGAAUUGCGGCGCUGUCCUGCUAACCAUUGUGCGCAAAGGUGGCGACGUCUCCAAGACAAUAUACGUCGAUUACAAGACUGAAGAUGGCUCAGCCAAUGCUGGGGCUGAUUACGAGUUCACGGAGGGCACUGUGGUGUUCAAACCUGGCGAGGUCAUCAAAGAAAUUGCCAUUGGCAUUAUUGAUGAUGAUAUAUUCGAGGAGGAUGAACACUUCUUUGUUCGCCUCAGCAAUGUUCGAAAGCUUGACACGGCGAUUGACGACGAGAUGCCGGCGUACCCCACGGUGGCACUUGGGUUUCCCGCUGUAGCCACGGUGACCAUCCUGGACGAUGAUCAUGCAGGGAUCUUUACAUUUGAGAGCGGUUCUGUGCACGUGAGUGAGAGUGUGGGAAUCAUAGAGGUCAAGGUACUCAGGACAUCUGGAGCGAGAGGGACUGUCAUCGUUCCGUACCAUACUGUUGAGGGACUGGCGAAAGGAGGUGGGGAAGACUUUGAGGACACGUACGGAGAGCUGGAGUUCAAAAAUGAUGAAACCUGUAAAAUGAUCCAGGUGAGGAUAAUAGAUGAUGAGGAGUACGAGAAGAAUAAAAACUUCUUCCUGGAACUGGCAGAGCCACGCAUGGUGGACAUGAGCCUGCAAAAAGCUCUGUUGUUAGCUGAUGAUGUUCCUGACAGGAAGUUGACAUCAGAGGAAGAGGAGGCGAGGAGAGUUGCUGAGAUGGGAAAGCCAAUCCUGGGAGAGCAUUCAAAACUUGAAGUUAUCAUUGAAGAGUCCUAUGAGUUUAAGAACACAGUAGAUAAAUUGAUUAAGAAGACAAACCUGGCUCUGGUUGUUGGCACCAACUCAUGGAGGGAGCAGUUCAUGGAGGCCAUUACAGUAAGCUCAGGUGAUGAGGAUGAUGAUGAUGCGGGAGAGGAGCGCCUCCCAUCAUGUUUUGAUUACGUCAUGCAUUUCCUAACCGUGUUCUGGAAAGUUCUGUUUGCCUGUGUCCCGCCCACUGAGUACUGGAAUGGCUGGGCAUGCUUCUUCACCUCCAUUAUUAUCAUCGGCUUCCUCACAGCAAUUAUCGGAGAUCUCGCCUCACACUUUGGAUGCACCAUCGGCCUCAAAGACUCUGUCACCGCAGUUGUCUUCGUUGCCCUCGGCACCUCUGUCCCAGACACUUUUGCAAGUAAGGUGGCAGCAGUGCAGGACAUGUAUGCAGACGCGGCCAUUGGGAAUGUGACGGGCAGUAAUGCGGUGAACGUGUUUGUGGGACUGGGUGUGGCCUGGACGGUGGCAGCUGUAUACUGGCGUGUUCACGGGGGCGUGUUCGAGGUGCACGCCGGCUCACUCGCCUUCUCCCUCACGCUCUUCUGCGUGUUCUCUGUGUUCGCCGUGCUCGCCCUUAUGUACCGUCGCCGUGGCAACAUUGGCGGAGAGCUUGGUGGCCCAAGACGCCAUCGAAUCAUCACGACACUCUUCUUCAUCAUGCUGUGGCUCCUCUACAUCCUGCUCUCUAGCCUGGAAGCCUACUGCCACAUCCAGGGCUUCUAGAGAUGUGAAAGAGUGGAGUGGCACGGAGAGAGAGAGAGAGAGAGAGAGAGAGAGAGAGAGAGAGAGAGAGAGAGAGAGAGAGAGAGAGAGAGAGAGAGAGAGAGAGAUGUUCAGAAAAAGACAAAUGUAGGACAAAAUAACAGAGAGUUUCCUCUUACUCUUUCUCUCUCUCAUUUCUAUUUCUUCCCCAAAGAUUAAACACCAGAGUCUUAACUUACAGUCUGAUAGAGAAAGAGAGAGAGGAGAGGGCUCUGUCUGCGUCUCUCUCUCGUUCUUUCUUUCUUUCUCCAUACAGAGUGAUAGUGUGACGAGUGGGAUCUUCUCCAGAGUUUCUAUUUUUCUCCAUUCGCAGAGGAACUUGACUCUUUUUCUAAAAAGUAUUUUGGGGAAAAACACUGAAAAAAGAAAACAAUACAAAAAAAUAAGAUUGAAAAAAGAGUGAACUAUUUUCACAUUCAUAUCUCAGAAACGACCUUUAUCUCUCUCCCUGAGAGGAACACACACACACGCGCGCACGCACACACGGCACACAUACACACACACACACACACACACACACACACACACAGGAAACACACACACACACAUGAAACACAUCCCACUGGAGGAGGAGGAGGACAGAGGGACUGCAGGGACACAAGUCCAGCUGCUUCACAUCAUUACUUACUAAACGGAUUUAUACGCCGUAUGAUACAAAAUAUAAUGUUGCCAUGUUUUCUGUAUAUGUUGUGCAUUUUGCUCAUCCCCACACACACAAACACACACAUGCACACACAGAUGGAGUGGAGAAACUCUGCAGUGUUGUGGACUUCAGGUGUUAUUAUUUAUUAUUAUUUGUUAUUAUUUUUGUUAACAUAAGCAAAAUGUGUCCUGGUGUGUAUGUGCGUACGUGUGUGCGUAUGUGCGUGUGUGUAACAGUUAAAUGCUAAUCCACACUGGAACUUUAUAGUUUGUUAUACAGAGACUUGUGUGUGUGUGUUUCUGAUCACACACUCCCUGUGGUUUUGUACAUGAUGUGGUAAUGGCAGCUCCUGUCCUGCAGGCGGUUACACUUUGAACACUACAGGAAAAAGAUGUAAGCUUCGCCUCCUGGACUGGAUCAGUUAAGGGAAGUGUCACUCAUAUUAACCAAUCACAGGCAAGGGUGGAACACAGCCGUGUGUUUUCGGGUCUCUUUGUAAAGUGGAAUGGAGUGAAUCCUACAUGACUGUGGUGUAUUGUGUUGUGUAAGAUACACUAUGGGGUGUAUGUGUGUGUUUCAGUGUCUCAGAAAUCUCACAUCACAUGAAACAGGCAGCCAGUGGGAGGCCGUAUGUGUGUGUGUGUGUGUGUGUGUGUGUGUGUGUACAACUGAAUGUUUUACCAUAACCCAAUGUUUCAGCCUUUCCUUUAUUGACACACAAAAGAAGAGAAGAGAAAAUGGCCGCUGUAUAUUUUUAUACAAUUGUUCAAAUUGUGCGUCUGAUUUUCUCCUACUGACCUUUGACUAUUGACCCUGGAGUUUCUCUGCGCACUGUAAAUGAUUUUAAUAUUUGGAUUCAGCUUUAUGAGGGUUGGGCUGAGGGUGGAGCAGGGCAAAUAUAUAUUUAAAAUAAUAUAUAGUGAAAUGUAUAAACGAUCUAGUUUAUUUUGUUUCUAUUUUGCACCGAUCCUCAUGUAAUUUCCUGUUUUUCUGUUUCUAUCUGUGUGCAGAUUAAACUCUCCAUAUAUGGGCAUAUGGGCGGGUCUUUAAGUAUAUAUAUGGAAGUGUUUGAGUAGGCAGAAGGAAGUGCAUUCAAACAUUAGCAUGUACAGAGCGUGUUGGCAAGUUAGCUAGCCAGAGAGGGUUUGUGUAUUAAACAACUUACUGUUCUCUGCUAAUUCUAGUUACACUGACAACCAGAUUGCUAGCAUCAGCUAAACUCUAGCUAAUCACUAGCUGGCUAAUAAACAUGUUAGCAAAUUCACCCAAGCUAACUUUUUAUAAUAUUCACUGCUGUUGCUAGCUGGUGGUAUCUCCCCUCAGAGGAUUUCUACACUUACAUCACGUGUGAAUAAACCCUGCUCACACAGUGUGUGUGUUUGUGUGUGUGUGUGUGCGUGCGUGCGUGCGUGCGUGUGUGAAACAUCUUGUAUAAUUUGAAUAAACUGAUUUAUCAAAGAAUUUUACGUUUGUGUUUGAACCCAACGUAAAAAUGUUGGGUUAACAUCCUGAGGUGAUGGCUGUGUUCCAAAUUGCAGUUUAGAAAAGGAAAAAUGCACAAAAACAGUCAGUGGGGAGAAGUCGGGUUUAGGCUCCACACGUGAUUUGGGUUGGUGUGAUUCAAGACACAGGCUGUGUGUAGGAUUGAUGUUGAAAAUUGCUGACACAGCCUGUCAUAUGUGGGGUUGGUGUUGAAAUUUUGGGCACAGCCUGUCAUAUGUGGGGUUGGUGUUGGGAUUUGGGACACAGCUUGUUGUGUGGGGUUAGUGAAGUGAUUUGGGACACGUUCGGCCGUGUGUUGGUUUGGUGUAUUGAUUUGGGACACAGCCUGCCAUGUGUGUGGUUGUUGUUGGGAUUGUGGACACAGCCUGCCCUGUGUGUGGUUGGUGUAGUAAUUUGGGACACAGCCUGCCGUGUGUGUGCUUGGUGUCGUGAUAUGGGUUUGGUGUAGGGGUGAGGGUGGUGUUCAGAGGUGUUCAGAGUAAAAUACAUAAAGAUAAAUAUAUUUAUUUUGUGAACUCUAAUAUUCUAAGCACACAUCCUUUAUUAGCUUUGGCAUCCUGUAUAAGCAUCUGCUACUGUCCUGUUAGCAUCAAUGUGACAUUUUACAUUUAAUUUUUCAUACAUUUGAUUAUUUUUAGAUUUUAUUUAUUUUAUUUAGAUUUUAUUAUUGAGCUGUUCAAGAAAUCAGUUCAAUCACAGCACUGAGAAUCAACUCCAUGUUAGCAGUUAAUGCUAACACACACACACACACACACACACACACACACACGGGUAGUUUGGAUGAUUCUCUGUGUUUUGUGUUCAGUGAUUUGGGUUUGAUUUUCAGGGACUGGUGCAUGAUGCCUCAUUUACAUUGACAUUCACGUCCUGUUCCUUUCAUAUUCUUUCUUUUAAUUAGCAGAAAAAUAAAGGAACUUAUUUACCAAGAAA